This is a messenger RNA of Pocillopora verrucosa, 4360 nucleotides long. Its product is annotated as multidrug resistance-associated protein 1. Gene Ontology annotation, molecular function: ATP hydrolysis activity; ATP binding; ABC-type transporter activity. Gene Ontology annotation, biological process: transmembrane transport. The record is from RefSeq and is a predicted model, not a curated record. Gene Ontology annotation, cellular component: membrane. NCBI's taxonomy places the organism in Eukaryota, Metazoa, Cnidaria, Anthozoa, Scleractinia, Pocilloporidae.
GCGGCCCUCAGGUCAUCAUCGGCGUGUGACACGAAGCAAGCCGGUGUCUUCCCUCCAUCUUGUUUACACUGCAUCGCUUGCUGACAUCUUCACGUAAUCUCUACAACUCAACGAUUUGCAGGUAUUGCGCUAUUUACCGGCUGGCUCGACCUUGAUUAGUUUUUGUAAAAAUGGAAGUACGUGUUGAAGAUGGUUCAAUCAAUUCUGAAGCUGUGACUUCCCAAACUCAAUCAGAAAAUUUUGUUGACAAUGGAUGGGCUUCUUUUCCUGAGGUUGCCAAGAGGGAAGAAGUAAAAAGGAAACAAAAUCCUGAAGAUAGAGCCAACUUUCUCUCAAGGCUCACAUUUUGGUGGUUUAACUGGAUUAUAUCUACUGGUUACAAAAGACCACUCAAGGACAAGGAUUUAUGGGCCUUGCGGAGAGAAAAUCAAGCAACAUAUAUUGUCCCAAAACUGAAAAAGAAAUGGACAGAACAACAAAUGAAAUGCAGAAAAAUAAAUUCAGACAGAAGAAGUCAUAAAGAUGAAGAUGAAUACAAUGAAAGUGAUAGACUAUUGGAUGAUGACAGUGGCCCUGAUGAGGACGUCGAAAAUACCUCAACGAGAAAAGAGGAGAAAAAACCUUCUCUCAGAAAAACACUGGGAAGCCUGUUUGGGUUCAAGUUUGCUCUUGCUGUCUUUUGCAAGCUGUUGCACGAUUUGCUCAUUUUCAUCCAGCCUCAGCUUCUAAAAUUAUUAGUUGGCUAUACUGAAGACAAAGAUGAUAUGUUUGGUCCAUGGAAGGAGUGGAAGGGUUAUGCAUAUGCCGGGGCCAUGUUUGGAGUAGCUGCUAUUCAGUCAUUGGCACUUCACCAGUAUUUCCACAUUAUGCAACAGAUUGGCAUGAGAAUGCGCACAGGCAUCAUUGGUUUGGUUUAUGAAAAGGCUCUAGUAUUGAACAGCAAGGCUAAAGGGAAGACAACAGCAGGCGAGCUUGUGAACCUGAUGUCAGUGGAUGCACAGCGCCUGAUGGAGCUCACGACUUACAUAAACUCAUUGUGGUCGAGUCCACUUCAGAUCGCUGGUUCUCUAUACUUUCUCUAUAGUACUCUUGGACUCUCCAUUCUGGCUGGACUAGGAGUCAUGAUUCUAAUUAUUCCAUUAAAUAUGUUUUUUGGAAGUAGAAUGAGUACUCUUCAGGUAAAACAAAUGAGUGAGAAAGAUGAAAGGAUUAAACUGAUGAAUGAAAUUCUUAGCGGAAUAAAGGUCCUCAAGUUGUACGCUUGGGAGGAGUCCUUCAUGAAAGAGGUGGAAAUAAAACGUAAAAAAGAGCUAAAGUACUUGAGGAAUUCUGAUUUCUGGGCGGCAGGAUUUAUGUUUACGUUUGGCUGUGCACCGACAUUAGUGGCAGUCACCACAUUUGCGAUCUAUGUAAUUACUGGCAAUUUGCUAACAGCUAGUAAAGCUUUCGUUGCCUUGGCGCUUUUUAAUGUGAUGCGCUUCCCACUUGUCAUGCUUCCCGAUGUCAUCGUUUCCUGUGUUCAGGCAAGUGUAUCUCUGAAGAGGCUGCAAGAUUUUCUAAACCUAGAGGAACUGGACCUCAACAGUGUCCAAAGAACAACAUUGUCGUCCUCUGCCGUGUCUAUCGAGAAUGGUACAUUUACGUGGAGCAGCAGAAAUGCACCUGUGUUGAAAGAGGUGUCGUUGCAAAUUCCUAGUGGCUCACUUGUCGCCAUAGUCGGGCAGGUUGGAUGUGGAAAAUCUUCCUUACUUUCUGCCCUCCUUGGAGAUGCCGAGAAAGUGGAUGGAAAUGUCUCUGUGGAGGGAUCUGUGGCGUAUGUUGCUCAGCAGGCCUGGAUACAGAACGCAACUUUACGAGACAAUAUUCUGUUCUGCAAAGCCAUGGAUUCUGCACGCUACGAAAACGUGCUUGAUUCGUGUGCUUUGAGACCUGACCUGGAAAUUCUUCCCGCCGGUGACUCCACAGAAAUUGGAGAGCGAGGUAUUAAUCUUAGUGGUGGACAAAAACAACGUGUAAGCUUGGCUCGUGCUGUGUACUUCAAUGCUGAUAUCUACUUGUUGGACGAUCCGCUCAGUGCUGUGGACUCACAUGUUGGAAAACACAUAUUUGAGAACGUUGUAGGGCCACGAGGAAUGUUAAAAAAUAAGACUCGUUUGCUCGUGACUCAUGGAGUUCAUUUUCUUCCACAAAUGGAUCAAAUUAUCGUGCUCAAGGAUGGAAGAAUUACCGAGUGCGGUACUUACUCAGAGUUGAUGGCCAACUCAGGAGCCUUCGCGGAAUUCUUACAAACCUACUCAUCGGAAAACCACUCUUCAGUCAACUCAACAGAAAAUGAGGAACAGGGAUCUGUUGCGAAGGCUAGCUCCAAAGCAAGCAGUUCUGAUGUUAAGGAAGUUAGUCAGAAGGAUGAAAACGACGAUGAGGACGAACUGGGAAAAAUGAUUGAGGAGGAACGCUCAGAGACUGGAAGAGUCAAGUUCGCAGUAUUCUUCUCCUAUCUCAAGUCUGUGGGCUGUUGCGCUUCCUUCCUAACCAUAGUGUCCUUUCUCCUGAUGGAAGCGUGCACAGUAGGGACAGGAAUAUGGCUGGCGUACUGGAGCUCGGCAAAUGUCACUACAGACGAACAAAGAAACUUGUACUUGGGAAUUUACGGUGGCCUCGGUUUGGGUCAAGGAUUCUUCACUUUCCUUGUUUCUAUUUUUGUCACAGUUGGAGCUAUGAGAGCAUCUCGAAGGUUGCACCGCAACCUUCUAGUCAACGUCAUGCAUUCACCAAUGAGCUUCUUUGACACCACCCCACUGGGGAGAAUUGUCAACAGGUUCUCGAAAGAUUUGUACACUAUUGAUGAUACCAUACCGCGGUGUGUCACGGAUUUUAUGUGGUGUUCACUCGAAAUUAUUGGGAUGAUCGUAGCGAUUAGUUACGCCACUCCGCUGUUUUUAGCUACGUUGCCUGUUGUUGCAAUUUUUUAUUUUUAUAUACAGAGAGUUUAUGUAGCAACUUCGCGGCAGUUGAAGAGGAUCGAGUCCGUCAGUCGGUCACCAAUCUAUAGUCACUUCCUGGAAACAGUGAACGGCGCCAGCACCAUACGAGCAUAUUCUCAACAACGCCGUUUUAUCCUCGAUAAUUACUAUAGAACAGAUGAGAAUCAAGUGGCUUACUAUUCUACUGUAUCCUCAAACAGGUGGCUCGCAGUUCGUCUUGAAUUUCUCGGUAACUGCUUGAUAUUAUUCGCUGGGUUAUUUGCUGUCUUAAGCAGAGACAAAAUCAUGAGUGGAUUGGUGGGAAUGUCGUUAACAUAUUCGUUAGAGAUUACGGAAACUCUCAACUGGGCAGUGCGCAUGACGAGUGAACUAGAAACUCAACUUGUUUCCGUUGAAAGAGUGAAAGAAUAUUCAGAAACAGAUACAGAGGCUAGAUGGAUCAUCCCAGAAAAUCGACCGCCAGACGACUGGCCGUUUACUGGACGGAUUAUAAUGGAUCAAUUUGACUUGAAAUACAGAGAAGGAUUACCUCUUGUACUGAAACAGAUCAGCUGCGAUAUUAAACCAGGAGAAAAGAUAGGCAUUGUUGGCCGAACUGGAGCGGGAAAGUCGUCAUUGACAUUGGCUUUAUUCCGUAUUCUGGAGAGAGCUGGUGGAAAAAUAACCAUCGAUGGUGUUGACAUCGCUACCCUUGGGCUGCAGGAUUUACGCUCGCGGCUAACCAUCAUCCCACAGGAUCCAGUGCUGUUCUCUGGGAGCCUUCGACUUAACUUGGAUCCUUUCAACAAAUACACUGAUGACCAGCUAUGGCACGUGUUGGAAGUGAGUCACCUGAAGAACUUUGUCUCAGGGCUUAAUGAAGGACUUCAGUACACAAUUGCAGAGGGAGGAGAGAACUUGAGUGUUGGUCAACGUCAGUUGGUGUGCUUAGCGCGUGCGCUGCUGCGUAAAAGUAAGAUCUUGGUUCUGGACGAAGCCACGGCUGCGGUGGACUUAGAGACUGAUGAACUCAUUCAGCAAACGAUUCGGCGAGAGUUUGCUGACCGCACAGUAUUCACCAUAGCUCACAGGCUCAACACCAUUAUGGAUUAUGACAGGGUGUUGGUUCUCGAUAGCGGCUCCAUUGCUGAGUUUGAUUCCCCUUCAAACUUACUGAGUAGAAACGGACUUUUCGCGAAAUUGGUUCAAGAUGCCAGGCUUUCCUGAGGAUCUUGUGCAUGAGCAUUGGUUGUGUUUUCGAUUCCAGCCCAUUCCAACACGUGGUCCUUAAAAGAGACUCACGAGUACAUGUUGAACAUGAACACGCGAACAUUAAGUUCACUAGAUAUAUAACCAAGGAAAGCGUUUUUCACGAGAUAAUAUAACCAAGGAAAAAG